AAACUAAAUAAAAAAGUUUGACCUCAUAAAAGCUCAGAUCCUCAUCUUUCCCAAAUGAGUCACAAGCAAACCCUAAUCCAAACCCCAUUCUCUGCAACCAUCAUCUAAACACCCCUUUGUCUCUCUCUCUCUCUUCUCUUUCUCUAACACCACCGCCACCAUGAACUCCACCACCACCACCGCCACCGCCACCUCCUCUCCCUUCUCAUCACCGCCACCACCACCUCCUUCUCACCACUGCAAUUAUCCAUUACCCUCUUUCUCUAAACACCCCUCUGUCUUUCUCUUCCCCCUCUCUAACACUGUAAUUGAUCUUGGGUUUGCUCAAAAUUAACCGCCACUGAAGUCGAAUUAGGGUUUGUUGCUGUGGGUUUCCACACCGGUAGCUCAGCAAGCUCCGACGACAUCCACUUAGGGCACCGAUACUCACCUUUAUAGCUCUUCUUAUACAUCAUCAUGAGAUUCGAAUCGUUAAACGCUAGAAAACCUGCAUUCAUCACGAACAAUCCAUCAACUCGGAUCUGAUCCGUCAACGCACUUAAUCCGAAAGCGGAAACUUUCAGAUCUCCGUUCUCGUCGAUUAACAGAUCAUCCGGUUUCAGAUCUCGAUGAAACACACCUUUCGGAUGACAAUAUCUGACUAUUUGAUUCCGAUUAACAGAUUCUCCGGUUUCAGAUCUCACAAUCGAAAUCUUGUUUCCUAUUUGACAAAUUUAGAACCUGGACAUCAUAACGAGUUUUAUGCAUACAUAAUUUCUCACAAAAUCAUCGAUUGUGGGUACAGGAUUUUGGUGAAUCAGGGGAUCGAUUAUGCUGGUUUUGAAACAGCUUGGGGAAGAUGAUGUACUGGUUGAUUUGUUAAGUUUUAGAGAGUUUUAUUAUUUUUAAUUAAUAAUCAGUUAUAAUAAAACGAAAAUGACAAAAUUACCCCUGUGGAAAAGGACAAAAGUUGAGGGUUUAAUUAGAGGAAUCUGGCAUGAUUUCACUUUUGGACCAAAAUGACAACAAAAAUGAAACCACAGGGACCCAGAUACAAAAACUUUGAGAUUUAAAAUGGCAAAACUGACCAAACCAGAGGAUCCAAAAUGGCGGUUUACUCUUAAGAUUAUUUAAAACCUAAAAGAUAUAUAAGUUGGGCCGGCUCAAAGGAAAGCUGCUUUGUGCUACUGAAGGAGGCUAAUAACUUCGUUAAAUCGCAACUGGUUUGUCUUCGUCGUCUUCUUCAAAUCGCAGGAACUUGAAACAGGGUGAUCGAGCAAUGGUGAAGGGAACAGUGACGUCUUUAUCUUCAAUUUUCGCACCGGAUGACGCCCUAAAGGCCUCCGUACAUGUUCAAGAAGUUAUAUCCCAACGUCAGAAAGAGGUUCAACAGUUGCAGGCCUUCCUUAAUGAUAACACCAGUCUUGUUAAUCUUCUUAAGAAGCUUCCAGAUCAACUCCACCACGAUAUAAUGGUUCCUUUUGGGAAGGCGGCCUUCUUUCCUGGCAAAUUGAUACAUACCAAUGAAUUCAUGGUUCUAUUGGGAGAAGGUUACUACGCUGAAAGAACGUCCAAACAAACAGUUGAGAUUCUGAAAAGAAGAGGAAAGGGUUUAGACUCACAGAUUGAAUCGCUUAAUGCUGUAAUAAAGGAUCUCAAGUUUGAGACCUCCUUCUUUGAUGAAACAGCUACUGAGGCUGCUGAGGGUAUUGUAGAAAUCAGAGAAGACUAUGUUGAGGAAGCUUUUGAUGAAGAUAAGGCCACAACAUCAGGCCAAGAUGAUUUUGCAAGUAUUUUAUCCCGGAUUGACCAACUUGAAAAGGAAGAACUUGAAUCUGAACUUGCUGAAGAAGGUGAAGAGAAAGACGAGGCUGAUAUUGAACCUGAGUUUAGAAAUUUAGAGAUCAAAGAGUCGCUAGAUAUUCCUGUAUACAGAGAUUCACAUAUUAAAGUCCCAACGCCCAGUGGAUCAAACACUCCGAUGAGGCCUGUAGACCAUAACAUAUCGAAGGAGGGUUUGUCCCGCGCACCUAUGUCAAGGGAUGAAGUAGAGGUUUCUACCUUAGCAUCAACAUCAAGCUCGAGCAAUGUCAGUAGCAAAACAAGGGUUGCUGCAUCAAGCUCGAGCAAUGCCAGUAGCAAAACAAGUGUUGCUGCAUCAGGCUCGAGCAAUGCCAGUAGCAAAACAAGUGUCGCUGCAUCGAUGUCAAAGGAGGUAUCCAAUUUUGGUUCGCGCUCAAGCAAUGAUAAGGCGUUUACAGGUUCUAUAGUGGAACGCACCCAUAACAUCGAGAACAGUCAAAAGGGUCAAACAUCUGCACCUGCAUCUAAACCCGUAUCUAGAUUCAAGCUGCAAAGAAAAUAGCUAUACAAUGGUUUUACAGAACUAGAUGCACUCACUUUUUGAUAGCAUUCGGCCCACUUGAUCUAUUAGACCUUUGUGGUUAAAUAUGUUUAUCUUCGCUUGUUUCAUCUGCUAUAAAGUCAACUCAAAUUGACCCAUUUGGGUCAAAAUGCCACCCAAUUUAAGAAAAAUCUAUUUUUCACCUGUCUAUUAUAUAUGAAAAACCUAGGGACUAUGCCACAUCUUUUAAGGUUUUUUUUUU
This is a messenger RNA of Helianthus annuus (common sunflower), 2585 nucleotides long. Its product is annotated as RNA polymerase II subunit 5-mediating protein homolog. NCBI's taxonomy places the organism in Eukaryota, Viridiplantae, Streptophyta, Magnoliopsida, Asterales, Asteraceae. The transcript has 11 exons. Gene Ontology annotation, biological process: negative regulation of phosphatase activity; negative regulation of transcription by RNA polymerase II. Gene Ontology annotation, molecular function: chromatin binding; transcription corepressor activity; phosphatase inhibitor activity. The record is from RefSeq and is a predicted model, not a curated record. The coding region runs from base 1259 to 2344 and encodes 361 amino acids.